AUGCAUAAAAGGGGGAUGAAGGAGUUGGUAGUUCCAGGUGUGAUAGCGGUGUCCGUGUUGGUGAGACUCGUAAUGGGCCUCGCGUCGUAUUCUGGAUGGAAUACUCCACCCAUGUUCGGGGACUACGAGGCACAGCGGCAUUGGAUGGAGAUAACUCUUCAUCUUCCAAUACGACAAUGGUACACAUAUGAUCUCCAGUAUUGGGGUCUUGACUACCCUCCGCUGACAGCCUACGUGUCAUGGCUGUGUGGAUUAAUUGCUCAUUGGAUUGAACCUCGAUGGGUGGCCCUCAACCAGUCACGGGGUAUCGAGACGCCAGCGAGCAAGUUAUUCAUGCGCCUGACCGUUGUCAUACUCGAGCUCCUUGUGUAUAUCCCAGCACUGGUCAUGUUCGCGCGAGUUUGGCAAGGCAGUCGAUCUAAACGAACCCAGGAACUAGCACUGUUGACAAUACUACUUCAACCUGCCCUACUGUUAAUCGAUCACGGUCAUUUCCAGUACAACUCCGUCAUGCUUGGCCUAACAUUGUUUGCGAUGAAUUUCUUUGCCACGGGUCAGGAUCUUCUGGGUGCCUUCUGUUUUGUGCUCAGUCUUGGGUUCAAACAGAUGGCUCUCUAUUACGCCCCAGCUAUCGGCUCAUACCUCCUUGCUAAAUGCUUAUACCUCGGCCCAACUGCAGGCGGAAAACUCUUUAUUCGUCUGGCGAUGGUCACAUCCCUCUCAUUCAUACUACUAUUCCUUCCAUUUCUUCCCCCCUUUUCGCCCCUCUCGACUGUCCUCCAUCCAAUCUCCCGAAUAUUUCCAUUCUCGCGUGGUUUGUUUGAGGAUAAGGUGGCCAACUUCUGGUGUGCGUCGAAUGUGGUUUUCAGAUGGAAGCAUUGGGCGUCUACAUAUUUCUUGCUCAAGCUAUCAACUUUGUUGACGGCGCUUGGCUUUUUGCCAAGUGUUGUAGUGCUUCUUCGAGCUGGGAUCAAGUUAUACAUGGCUUCAAUUGAGGACUCUGUACAAAGGAAAGAAAAGCUGUCCCAUACACCAUUCCUUCCGCUAUUGCCAUACGCGCUGCUUACAUCCUCGCUGUCAUUCUUCUUGUUCUCAUUCCAAGUGCACGAGAAGUCGAUACUACUGGCGCUCAUGCCUGUCACACUCCUUUUAUCAGGAGCGCCGGUUGAUUCACCCGUGUAUUCCUGGGGCAUUUUGGUCAAUAAUGUGGCUGUCUUCAGCAUGUGGCCACUUUUGAAGAGGGAUGGUUUAGCCGUCCAAUACAUUGCGACAUUGCUGCUGUGGAACAGGGUUAUUGGGUACAAUCCCGUAAGAUUACCACCGAAAUCAUUUAUCCAGUUCAUCUCCAUGGGUGCUUAUGCUGCUGCGAUCGCUUUACAUGUGCUAGAAUGGGUCAUAACGCCCCCAGCACGAUACCCAGACCUGUUCUCGGUGCUGAACGUACUGAUCAGCACCCCUGUUUUUGUUGUUGCAUGGUUGUGGAGCAUCAAAUGUGGAAUUGAAGUUGGUUGGGCGCUAGGGGGUCUGGGAGGCGAACGAAAGAAUGCAUCGGAUGAGAAGGUUACUGUGGUCAAAGGCAGCUACCGGCAGGUUGGAGGGCGAGCUGUCAGCCUUGGGUACGCGCAGUCACGGCGUCGUGAAGCGGACAGAAGCCGAGCAUCCAGUGUUGUAGCUGACGCUGUUUCGUAA
Laccaria bicolor S238N-H82 is the source of this 1689-nucleotide messenger RNA. It is a transcript of the gene ALG6, whose product is annotated as glucosyltransferase. Gene Ontology annotation, cellular component: endoplasmic reticulum membrane. Gene Ontology annotation, molecular function: dolichyl pyrophosphate Man9GlcNAc2 alpha-1,3-glucosyltransferase activity. The coding region runs from base 1 to 1689 and encodes 562 amino acids. The record is from RefSeq and is a predicted model, not a curated record. Gene Ontology annotation, biological process: protein N-linked glycosylation. The transcript has 8 exons. Lineage: Eukaryota; Fungi; Basidiomycota; Agaricomycetes; Agaricales; Hydnangiaceae.